AGGCUGUACGCGAGCCUAAGACAGUUCAUCGGAUAGAAACGGUGAUUAUAAGAGGACUCGAAGAAUGAGUGGAUCGACGAUAAAUAGUUUGGUAGCCACAAGAGGUAAUUCGUGAUAGUGGAUAGUAAGAAAAGGCAGUGAAAGAGAUUAGGCGGUUAUACCUUCAAACAACAGCCAGUGCCUGCCAGCAUACAGCAGACUUUCAACCGAUAUUGUGUUAUAUUCUUCUAUAUGAACAGUCAAAAUGAGAAGUAAUGGUGUUUACACCAGUUUAUUUUCCAACCUUUGUGUUGUGGUUUUAGUGACUCUACUUCCUGGAAUACAGUCAUCUGGAUCGGAGAAUGUACGGACGUGUGAGCCCAUCCGGUUUGAGAUGUGUAAAGGUUUGGGAUAUAACGUGACUGGAAUGCCCAAUCUGGUGGCACACACAGACCAACAAGAUGCUGGUUUACAGUUACAAACCUUUACACCAUUAAUACAGUAUGGCUGUUCCAAACAACUCAAAUUUUUCCUGUGUUCAGUCUACGUUCCCAUGUGUACUGAGAAAGUCAUGGAUCCGAUCGGUCCCUGUCGACCGAUGUGUGAAAGUGUACGAAGUCGCUGUCAACCUGUACUUAACGAAUUCGGAUAUCCAUGGCCUGCAGCGUUAAAUUGUUCCAAGUUUCCAGCUAGGAAUGAUCAAACACACAUGUGUAUGGAUGGACCGGGUGAUGAAAUCGAAGAUGAUCUGCCAUAUCCAAGAAAACCUAACGUUCCUAACUGUGAAAAAUUCAGAAAUCCAUCCAAGUACAUUUUUAUUAACCGUACUGAAAGGUGUGCUCUAUUGUGUUCAGAAAACGACGCGUUUACCAGUAAAGAUAAAUUAUUUGCAGAUGUGUGGAUGGCUAUAUGGGCCGGCUUAUGUUUUGUGUCCACUUUCUUUACGGUAUUAACCUUUCUGAUCGACUCGCAGAGAUUUAAAUAUCCCGAGCGACCUAUUAUAUUUCUAUCAAUGUGUUAUAAUAUAUACAGUAUUGCCUAUAUUGUGAGAUUAUUAGCAGGAAGACAGUCUAUAGCCUGUGAUACCGACAGCCAAAGUGGAAAAUCUAUUUUAAUUCAAGAAGGCCUGGAAAAUACGGACUGUGCUAUUGUAUUUUUAUUACUGUAUUUUUUCGGAACUGCCAGUUCUUUAUGGUGGGUUGUAUUAACUUUUACAUGGUUUUUAUCGGCUGGUUUAAAGUGGGGACACGAGGCUAUUCAGCUUCACAGUAGUUAUUUCCAUCUCUUUGCCUGGGCCCUUCCAGCUAUUAAAACUAUUGUGAUAUUAGUAAUGAGAGACGUUGACGCAGACGAACUAACAGGAAUAUGUUACGUUGGAAACCAAAGUACGCAGAUGCUGCUAGGAUUCGGAGUCGCGCCUCUGAUCGUUUACCUCAUUCUGGGAACUGCGUUUCUCAUCGCCGGAUUCGUGGCAUUAUUUAGAAUCAGGAAGCAAGUCCGAUGUGACGGUGUGAAAACCGACAAACUUGAGGUUCUGAUGGUGCGAAUUGGAAUCUUCUCCGUAUUAUAUACUGUACCAGCCACGUGUGUCAUUGGCUGUUUAUUAUACGAAUACCUUAACAGAUCCUCAUGGUACCUCUACAGUCCUCAAACCUCGCCAAAUAUUGAAAUUUUCAUGCUCAAACUCUUCAUGUCGCUUGUUGUAGGCAUAACGAGUGGUAUGUGGAUUUGGUCAGCCAAAACUGUGAGCUCUUGGAAAAACUUUUUCAAGAAAAUCUGUGUAAGGAAAAGAGACCGAAAAAAUAUCGAAUACACCAUGCCACAUAACUACCAUCAAAUCCCAUUAAAACCUCCGAAUAGGUCUAUACGUAUGGACAAAACAAAGCGAGUGAAAUCUGACGAAACUGUGGUGUGACUUGUUCCAAAAUUAAUUUAAAUGUUAUAUUAUUAUUUUAUUGUUGUAUUAUUGUUUGUGUUACUCGUCAGCGACAUACCAAAAAAUGACAGUGACAGUCCCCUUGAAAACAACAAAAAACAAUAGUGGACCAUUCACGUAUUUGCGAAAGUGUCACACAAAACUAUACCAAAACUCAAAUUGUAAUGUCAAAUAAUGCAAUGCAUACAAUUUCUACCAAAGAAUAAAAACUAUGAAUAAUGGCGCUUUAAAAGUUAGAAAUUCGUCGUUGUGUCUCCGUGGAAGAGAUUUGUCGGUGAAAGUCGACUUCUGUCUUGGAAAUUGAUUGUUGUGAGACGUUUUUACGACAACCUGAAAUCGAUACGAAGAAAAGUUUUGAAAUGCACGACAUGUUUCUCGCGAGAUUUGUCACCAAUAUUUAUUUUGUUUCGAGAUCGAUGAUGUCAAGGUUUGGUCAAGUCAAAAUGUCGAAUGAAAAGAAAGAAAAAAACCUACGUUCACAAUACUCAAUGUUUUUCAAACGACGAUUUUUAUAUCUCAAAUAUAAAGCAUUUAAAUCAUAAGGACCAAGAAAUUUGUUUGUAAGGCGAUUGUGGUUAUAUUUUAAACAUUUACGGGUAUGCUCUUGUUGUUAUUACUUCUUUCCUAAAUCGCCUCAAAAGAUUGUCCCAAAGAUUAACGCGAAAAGCUUGAAAUUUGUGAGCGUAAACCAAAAUUUAAAAAAAAUGUAGUGAGAAAAUAGCUAUAUUGUUUUUAGUAUUGUUUUCAAAUGUUAUUGAGAAAAGCCAAUAAUGUGUUUUGUGACUCACUAUUUUACUGUGUAAGUUUGUGUUAAAUGUUUUUUUUUAAAAAAAAAAACUAUUUAAAAAUAGAGUAAAAAACGUUGAAUUUUGAUGCUGAUUUGAUGACGGUAAGGCAAAUUAUUAUACAAAGCUAUCUUUACUGACCCCCUUCUUCCAGUUCUAAUCUCUUCAUUGACAUUUCUUGAAAUAAUUUUCCUCUAGCAACGAUUAUCUUGAAACACAUUUUUCUUUCAACAUUAAAAUGUAAAGUUAUGACUCUCUUGUACUUUAUCGCUUCAAAACCAUUAUUUGUUUUAUCAAAAUCACUAUAGCAACAAGACAACGAAAUAUAACGAGAAUAUUUAAGUCCCAAAACCUAAAUACAAGUCGGGUAUAAGUUACAUGUAUGUAUAUAACAGAGAAAAAUGUGAAUGAAAAAAUUUCAAUGAAUACUU
This is a messenger RNA of Lottia gigantea (owl limpet), 3131 nucleotides long. RefSeq lists its product as hypothetical. Gene Ontology annotation, cellular component: plasma membrane. Gene Ontology annotation, molecular function: Wnt-protein binding; Wnt receptor activity. Bases 245 to 1894 code for a protein of 549 amino acids. Lineage: Eukaryota; Metazoa; Mollusca; Gastropoda; Lottiidae. Gene Ontology annotation, biological process: canonical Wnt signaling pathway; non-canonical Wnt signaling pathway. The record is from RefSeq and is a predicted model, not a curated record. The transcript is spliced from 2 exons.